GAACGCAUACUUGAGAAGUGCACCACAAUUAUCACUGACGGCAAAGAGUUGCCAUUGGAUGCCAAAGUAAGGCACCAGUUUCAGGCCGCCUAUGAGGAGCUUGGUAGUUUGGGCGAACGUGUUAUUGGUUUGUGCGAUAAAUUCUUGCCGGAAAACAAAUAUCCGUAUGAUUUCCCGUUUGACGCCGAGAGAGAGAACUUCCCGAUGGAUGGCCUCAGGUUUAUAGGCAUAGUGUCGAUGAUAGACCCGCCCCGACCGGCGGUGCCCGACGCCGUGAGCAAGUGUCGCAGCGCUGGCAUCAAAGUGAUUAUGGUUACCGGCGAUCACCCCAUUACUGCAAAAGCCAUCGCCAGAGCCGUCGGUAUUAUUUCAGAUGAAAACGAGACCAAAGAGGAAAUGGCUCUCAGGCUUAAGACAGAUGUCGACAAAAUUGAUCCCCGGUCGGUCAAAGCGGCGGUAAUCCACGGCCAGGACUUGAAGGACUUCACACCCGAAGACUUGGACUCAAUAUUGCGAAACCACACGGAGAUUGUGUUCGCGCGGACUUCACCGCAACAGAAGCUGAUUAUAGUGGAGGGCUGUCAACGUCAGGGAGCGAUAGUGGCCGUCACGGGUGACGGUGUGAACGAUUCACCGGCGCUCAAAAAGGCCGACAUCGGUAUAGCGAUGGGUAUCGCCGGCUCC
Messenger RNA from Medioppia subpectinata, 684 nucleotides. Lineage: Eukaryota; Metazoa; Arthropoda; Arachnida; Sarcoptiformes; Oppiidae. The record is from the annotation of a GenBank genome assembly.